Molecule: messenger RNA, 1554 nt
Organism: Cryptomeria japonica (Japanese cedar)
Lineage: Eukaryota; Viridiplantae; Streptophyta; Pinopsida; Cupressales; Cupressaceae
Product: serine carboxypeptidase-like 17
Exons: 7
Coding region: 310-1554 (414 amino acids)
Biological process (GO): secondary metabolic process; proteolysis
Molecular function (GO): serine-type carboxypeptidase activity; acyltransferase activity, transferring groups other than amino-acyl groups
Source: RefSeq, a predicted model, not a curated record
UUGUAAACACAUCUAUCUAUCUACCCUUCGUCAUAAACAUCUCUAUACUAGAUCUAACAUUCGUCAUGAGGUAGGCCAAGCAUCUGAAAAUAAGCAUGCGUGAAUUUUUCGCAUUUAUUGGCAACACUACAAAAUAAGGACAUAGACCACGAGAAGAAAAUGAAUGCUUUCAAGGACUGAUGAAUUCUAGAAAAAGUAAAAUGGUUUGUCUUAAUUGAAUUGAAGACUCUAGCAACUACUGUGAAUCAUUUCAAGUAUAUGAACGCCAACUUCUAUGAUGUUAUACUUGCAUAGACAGCUUCUGCUAGAAUGUAUUGUAACAAAUGCACUCGGGAGGCAUUUUUAUACGGUGUUGUUUACUUUUUGUUAGUAGGUUCACUUCAGGUGGCUGAACAAGCACCAGCAGAUGCAUGGGUCGAGUCCUUCCCUGGCUACAUUGGAAGCCAGCCUUACAACAUAUAUACCGGGUAUAUAACAGUCAAUGAGACUCGUGGUAGAGCUCUCUUUUAUUAUUUUGUUGAAUCCGAAAGAAAUCCAUCUGAAGACCCAGUUCUUCUGUGGCUUACUGGUGGUCCUGGUUGCUCAAGUUUCACUGGAUUUGUCUAUGAGAUUGGCCCAAUGUAUUUUGAUCUCAAUUACACUGGGGGUUUACCCAAGCUCAUUGACAAUCCACAUUCUUGGACUAAGGUGUGCAACAUUAUUUUUCUUGAUUCUCCUGCUGGGACUGGGUUUUCCUACUCCAAUUCAACCGAAGACUAUGUUACUGGAGACUUUAAGACUGUAUCAGAUGCAUACACUUUUCUUAUGAAGUGGUUUGAGGCAUACCCUGAGUUUCUAUCUAAUCCACUAUACAUUGGAGGAGAUUCUUAUUCGGGCUAUAUUGUACCAAUGUUGACACAGAAAAUAGCAGAUGAAACCUAUGAAAGUUUUGAUAAAGAAAAUCAUUUGAUAGAUUCUGGCAGUAAAUUGUUGAGGAAGAAGUCUCUCAAAGUCGUAGUAUCUGAGGAAGACAAAUAUUCUGUUAAGAGAAAUAAGAAUACAGUGAAAUAUGAUGUAAUAAGAAGUAUGAAGGAAUUGAGAGAAUCCAAGAAGCAGAUCCAGAGUGGGAGUUGUCUUGUUGAAGCCAAAUUAACACAAUUGUUGUGCUCAGCUACAAAAGAAAGCGGUGGCCAAGACCAGACAAAUAGCCAUUUUGACAGUGCAGGGGACACUGUUCAUCAAAGAAUUGACAAGAAUGGAACAGAGCAAUCACCUGCAGAGAAUGAGCAUUUGGACCAAAUGAAGAGCAAUUGUUGCAAAACAGGAAAGUUGAUAUCAUCGGAUAAGUCACAAACAAAGAGAUAUAGAACGAGUAAAUCUUCUCAAGCAUCAAGGUAUGAAAUUUGUGGUAAAAUUACAGAUGAGACGGUAAUAGAGUUGUCUAAUGUGACUUGUCUUGAGGAUAUCACCAGUGCUCGUGAAAAAUGUAAAAAGUACAACCUAUUUCCAUCUGAUCCAGAUUCUGGACUGAUUUCUAAUGAAACAACCAGCAAUGAGGAAGAUGGGAAGGAGUAG